UCCACCAUCCGGUAGUAUCGUAGGCGACCCCACGCCAGCGUUACCCGAAGCGCUGUAGCUUUUACUGAUGUUGUAUGUGCGCGAAAUGAAAAAGCACCUUUUAGAAAUGUAGACCUAAUUCGGAGCAGCAGUAUUCUUCGGAUAUGGAGCGACAUCGAAAUUUGAGUUAUUUUUGAGCAGACGUGGUGCAUUUGUAACGUUAUACGGCCAUACAUAGCAGCCUGACCAAGCCCGGUGCAUGCAGCUGAAUCUGUGGAGACAGUCUGAAGACGGCGUUUUCCUUCAACGGUCCUGCUGCAAGAAGCUCUCGAAGUGAAGAGACUGGCCUGAUGGCCUGAGUGUGGAUUACUGUGUGGAUUUGAACCAUGUAAAGAUCAGCAGUCCAUAAUGGGGAUGGCUGCGAGGUUGUGUGUGGCAGUGAGCAGCUGAGGUCUGCUUGGUCUCCUCAUCUGGCUGAGAGCAUGUACAGGAGGAAUGGGCUCCCUGCCAGUGUCAGCAUCACCUCCGCCACUACCCAGGACAGCAGUAGUUCUGAGUCUCUGGAUGGGCGGAGUUUGGACUCUGCUAAGAGCUAUGACGCGGUGGUGUUUGACGUGCUCAAAGUGACACCUGAGGAGUUCGCUGGCCAGAUCACUUUGAUGGAUGCACCUGUAUUCAAAGCAAUACAGCCUGAGGAGCUGGCCAGCUGUGGAUGGAACAAGAAGGAGAAGCACAGCCUUGCACCUAAUGUAGUUGCCUUCACCCGGAGGUUCAACCAGGUCAGUUUCUGGGCAGUGAGGGAGAUAUUGACAGCGCAGACUCUGAAGAUCCGAGCCGAAAUCUUAGGUCACUUCAUCAAAAUAGCAAAGAAGCUGCUGGAACUGAAUAACCUGCACUCUCUGGUGUCAGUGGUGUCAGCCUUACAGAGCGCACCCAUCUUCAGGCUUAGUAAGACCUGGGCGCUGAUCAGCCGAAAGGAUAAGGCCACUUUUGAGAAGCUGGACUUCCUGACAUCAAAGGAGGAGAACUACACCCGUAUGAGAGAGUACAUCAGAUCCCUCAAAAUGGCUCCAUGCAUCCCUUACCUGGGAAUUUACCUGUUUGAUAUGACCUACAUCGACUCUGCCUACCCAGCCACUGACAGCAUCAUAGAGACUGAGCAGAGGGCCAAUCAAAUGAACAAUCUUCUCCGUAUCAUCUCCGACCUGCAGAUGUCUUGCAACUAUGAUCACUUGCUGACAUUACCACAUGUGCAGAAAUACUUGAUGUCAGUGCGCUACAUUGAGGAACUGCAGAAGUUUGUGGAGGAUGACAAUUAUACGCUGUCUCUGAGGAUUGAACCUGGAAACAGUUCACCUCGCCUGGUGUCUUCCAAAGAAGACCUUGGAGGACCCUCAGAGGAGUCUGUCUCAGUGAGGUACAAUCGGAGACCAACAUGUCCUGAUACAUCAGUUGUAGCCCACCUGCCUACCCCACCUCCAGCUCGGCACAGGAAGAGCCACAGCCUGGGCAAUAAUAUGAUGUGCCAGUUUGGUGUGGUAGAGAGUAAGAGUGCCACUUUCUCUGCGAAGGAGAAAGCUCGUCACCUGCUGGACGACAGCUUCUUAGAGUCCCACAGCCCUGUGAGGAACCACACUCACGACUCCGUCUUCACCAACGGCAUCUCAUUAGGCAGUAGAGAAAGCUCCUUCAGUGACGAGUUAUCAUCUACUGUUGAAAGGGGCCGUAUGUAUGCUACACUGGGCCCAAACUGGAGGGUUCCUGUGCGUAACUCUCCCAGAAGCAGAAGCUAUGUUUACAGUGCCUCAGGAGCGGUGUCAAGUUAUGAGUGCAGCUCACUGAGCAGCAUCACUAUCGAAGGGCCCCUACGAAGGAAAACGGUGAUGAAAGAGGGCAAGAAACCUACACUUUCAUCAUGGAAACGCUACUGGAUUGUUCUGUCCGGUUCCACUCUUAUCUACUUUGGCUCUAAAGCUUUAAGAGCAAAUGAAAGGAGACAUUACAAAUCCAGGCCCUGUAAGAAGAUCUCAUUAACAGGCUGGAUAGUGGUGCUGCCGGAUGACCCUGAGCAUCCAAAUAUUUUCCAGCUCAAUGACCCUGAUAAAGGUAAUGUUUACAAGUUCCAGACUGGAUCUCGCUUUUCUGCAAUCAUCUGGCACAAGCACUUAGCUGAGGCCUGCAGGUGUAUAAGACCACAGAUACCAGCCAACCUAAUGUCUUUUGAAUAGCUGCCAGCUGCAGAGGGACAAAAAAGGACCAGUCCUGAAGCUGUGAAAGAGGAAAUGAACAAUGAGAAAGUUGAUCUAUAAUGUUACAUUGUGAAACAUGUGUCCACACAAGCAACCCUGUUGAUCAGGGACCAGUAUUUAUGGGCUUUUGCUUGGUGUUAAUCAACAGAAGGGUUAUGUGCAAUUUGGGGAUUCUUACUGAAAACGUGCCGAAGAAGAACAAGGGAAACAUGGAGGACACAAAUGACACCAACACUUCAGGAAACUUCAGAGGGUGGUGGUCAUAGAAAAUCCACCACAUCUCAACUGUGCAGGAAUCCUAAAUGAGCCCACUUGGGCUUCACUACUCCGAUGAAGCUGUUAAAAAACUGUUCAAGGUUUUAAGUAAAGCAGAUUUGGACAAUUUGAGAUCCUUGUCCAGACCUGAUCAAAGGAAAUGGCAAAAGAAAGAUAUUUUUGCCUACAGCAAGGAGAAGUACUGAUGCCAGUUAUCAAGGUCAGUCUUGACCUUGACCUUUUCUGGACUGUUAGGCCACAUUAUAGGGGGGCUGGCACCAAAAAUGAUAUAUCACUCUUAUUCAGUAUUGUACAUGCAUUUUGCUGUAUGUGAAAGGUGUCAAAAAUUAAAUGUACAAAAUACUGUCUUAUUUAUAUGUUUUAAUGUGAACAAGUGCCAAAAUUAUGAUAUUUGUAUGAUUAUAAAUGUUAUCAUUAUUUUGACUCCAUGUGACUUUCUGUGAAUUAAAAAGAAGCACUUAGAAAGUAUAGAAAGUAAUAAAAAGUAUGCUGGAACAGUGAGAUGUCCCACUAUAGAUCAGAAAGGAUAGAUAAUUACUUACAUUAAGCAUGCUCUUAAUUGGCAAGCCCUCAAUAUUUAUAAAAAGACUAAACACAGAAAAUGGUAUAGCUAUACUAAUAAGCUAACCUCAAGUUCUUAUUCCACCCCCCCAUAGUUUCUCUGUUGGUGGUAGUGCAGUCGGUUUUGAAUAAAUCCUAAUCUUGUGUAAAUUGCUGUACAUCGCAACAUAUUUUUAUUUUCACAAUAUUGUGACAACACAAUCGGUGUUCAUCAGUCUGCCCCUUCUUUAAAGGGAAUUCCACUGUGUUUUUUUUAAAUGUCUGCAUUUUGAAAUGGUUAAAAUGUAAACAAAGUCACUCAGAGUAGGUUGAUAAGAAACAUACUGUUCUAGAGAAACAUGCCAGUCAAAAUAGUUUGUGAUGGUGGUGAUAUGAACUACACAUCUGUUUAAUGUCUCUAAAAGCUAGAAAAAACUACGUUAAAUGCUUAUGAAUAUGUAAGACACUGUUUUAUGGUAGCUUUGAGAGUUUUGGCCUAAUAAAUAUGUAUACAUUAUACAUCCUA
Colossoma macropomum (tambaqui) is the source of this 3570-nucleotide messenger RNA. It is a transcript of the gene ralgps1, whose product is annotated as Ral GEF with PH domain and SH3 binding motif 1. The coding region runs from base 462 to 2207 and encodes 581 amino acids. Gene Ontology annotation, biological process: positive regulation of GTPase activity; Ras protein signal transduction. NCBI's taxonomy places the organism in Eukaryota, Metazoa, Chordata, Actinopteri, Characiformes, Serrasalmidae. The transcript has 21 exons. The record is from RefSeq and is a predicted model, not a curated record. Gene Ontology annotation, cellular component: plasma membrane. Gene Ontology annotation, molecular function: guanyl-nucleotide exchange factor activity.